Prunus armeniaca (apricot) is the source of this 183-nucleotide messenger RNA. Lineage: Eukaryota; Viridiplantae; Streptophyta; Magnoliopsida; Rosales; Rosaceae. The record is from the annotation of a GenBank genome assembly.
AUGAGAGUUUCUCGUUCUUCAUCUGCUAAGAUCAAGUGCCUCGUCAGUACGAACAACAAGGAGGUCAAUGGCAUGCAAGAAGUCUGGGAUAUUCUGCUCAAGUUUCUUCCUGAACUGCUCAAAAGCCGUGAUCUGCCAUAUAAGAAGGCUGCUGAGAAGCAAGGUUUGGGUCAUCUGCGCUGA